Chinchilla lanigera (long-tailed chinchilla) is the source of this 5204-nucleotide messenger RNA. RefSeq names its product calcium channel, voltage-dependent, alpha 2/delta subunit 4 (gene Cacna2d4). The record is from RefSeq and is a predicted model, not a curated record. Gene Ontology annotation, cellular component: voltage-gated calcium channel complex. Gene Ontology annotation, molecular function: voltage-gated calcium channel activity. The transcript has 38 exons. NCBI's taxonomy places the organism in Eukaryota, Metazoa, Chordata, Mammalia, Rodentia, Chinchillidae. The coding region runs from base 1 to 3342 and encodes 1113 amino acids.
AUGCCUGGGCUCCUCCCAAACUCUGGCUCCACCAGCACUGGAGUCCCCUGCCACCAGUGGCCAUGGGCCAGGGCCUGCCUGCAGAAGACUGCGGUCAUCCUGUGGUUGCUGCUCUCCAGCACCUUCCUGUCUCCCACAUGGGGUCAGACCAAGAUUCCUCUGGAAACAGUGAAGCUAUGGGCGGACACCUUUGGCAGGGACUUGUACAACACCAUCACCAAAUACUCGGGCUCCCUCCUGCUGCAGAAGAAGUACAAGGAUGUGGAGCCCAGUCUGAAGAUCAAGGAGGUGGACGGCCUAGAGCUGGUGAGGAAGUUCUCAGAGGACAUGGAGAACAUGCUGCGGAGGAAAGUGGAGGCUGUCAAGAGUCUGGUGGAGGCUGCUGAGGAGGCUGACCUGAACCAUGAAUUCAACGCAUCCCUGGUGUUUGACUACUAUAACUCAGUCCUGAUUAAUGAGAAAGAUGAGAAAGGCAAUUUUGUGGAGCUGGGUGCUGAGUUCAUCCUGGAGUCCAACGCACACUUCAGCAACCUGAGAGUAAACACUUCAGUCAGCAGCGUGCAACUGCCCACCAACGUGUACAACAAAGAUCCAGAUAUUUUAAAUGGAGUCUACAUGUCUGAGGCCUUGAACCCUGUUUUUGUGGAGAACUUUCAGAGGGACCCUACACUGACCUGGCAAUAUUUUGGCAGCUCAACUGGAUUCUUCAGGAUCUAUCCAGGAAUAAAAUGGACACCUGAUGAGAAUGGAGUCAUUGCCUUCGACUGCCGGAACAGCGGCUGGUACAUCCAAGCUGCCACUUCUCCCAAGGACAUAGUCAUUUUGGUAGACAUGAGCGGCAGCAUGAAGGGGCUGAGGAUGGCUAUUGCCAAGCAUACCAUCACCACCAUCUUGGACACCCUGGGAGAGAAUGACUUCAUCAAUAUCAUCGCGUACAAUGACUACGUUCAUUACAUCGAGCCCUGUUUUAAAGGCAUCCUUGUCCAGGCGGACAGAGACAACCGAGAGCAUUUUAAACAGCUGGUGGACGAGCUGGUGGUCAAAGGCGUAGGGGUCGUGGACCAAGCCCUGAGUGAGGCCUUCCAGAUCCUGAAGCAGUUCCGAGAGGCUGGGCGAGGAAGUCUCUGCAACCAGGCCAUCAUGCUGAUCACAGACGGGGCCGUGGAGGACUACGAGCCAGUGUUUGAGAAGUAUAACUGGCCAGACCGCAAGGUCCGGGUCUUCACUUACCUCAUCGGGAGAGAAGUGACUUUUGCUGAGCGCCUGAAGUGGAUUGCCUGCAACAACAAAGGCUACUACACACAGAUCUCCACGCUGGCUGACGCCCAGGAGAACGUGAUGGAAUACCUGCACGUGCUCAGCCGGCCCAUGGUCAUCAACCAUGACCACGACAUCAUCUGGACAGAAGCCUACAUGGACAGCAAGCUCUUUACCUCAAAGACACAAAGCCUGACACUCCUUACCACCGUGGCCAUGCCUGUCUUCAGCAAAAAGAAUGAAACGCGAUCCCAUGGCAUUCUCCUGGGUGUGGUGGGCUCUGAUGUGACACUGAGAGAACUGAUGAAGCUGGCACCCCGCUACAAGCUUGGGGUACAUGGAUAUGCCUUUCUGAACACUAACAAUGGCUACAUCCUCUCACAUCCUGAUCUUCGACCUUUGUACAGAGAGGGGAAAAAACUAAAGCCCAAGCCCAACUACAACAGUGUGGACCUCUCUGAAGUGGAGUGGGAAGACCAAGCUGAAGUCCUGAGGACAGCCAUGAUCAACGGGGAAACAGGUUCUUUCUCUAUGGAUGUGAAGGUUCCUCUGGACAAAGGGAAGCGAGUCCUUUUCCUGACCAAUGACUACUUCUUCACGGACAUCAGUGACACACCUUUCAGCUUGGGAGUGGUGCUGUCCAGGGGCCAUGGGGAGCGCAUUCUCCUGGGAAACACGUCUGUGGAAGAAGGUCUGCACGACUUGCUUCACCCAGAUCUGACCCUGGCCAGUGACUGGAUCUACUGCAUCACGGAUAUUGACCCCGACCACCGGAAGCUCAGCCAGCUGGAGGCCAUGGUCCGCUUCCUAACAGGGGAGGAUCCAGACCUCGAGUGUGAUGAGGAGUUGGUGCGGGAGGUGCUGUUUGAUGCAGUGGUGACAGCCCCCAUGGAAGCUUACUGGACUGCGCUGGCUCUCAACAUCUCUGAGGAGUCCGAGCAAGGGGUAGAGCUGGCCUUCCUGGGCACCCGGGCUGGUCUCCUUCGAAGCACCUUAUUUGUGGGCUCCGAGAAGUUGUCCGACAGGAAAUUCCUGACACCUGCCGAUGAGGCCAGCAUUUUCACCAUGGACCAUUUCCCCCUGUGGUACCGCCAGGCUUCCGAGCAGCCCCCUGGUAGCUUUGUCUUCAACCUACGCUGGGCAGAUGGACCAGACGGCACGGGCACGCCAGUUUCCGUAACAGUGAGCACCGCGGUAGCCGUGACGGUGGAGGAGAAGGCAGCCAUUGCUGCAGCGGUGGGCAUCCAGAUGAAGGUGGAAUUCCUCCAGCGCCAGUUCUGGGCAGCAACGCAGCAGUGCAGCGCUGAGGAUGGGCAGUGCCCACAGAGCUGCGAGGACAGCGAUCUGGACUGCUUCAUCAUAGACAACAAUGGCUUCAUUCUGAUCUCGGAGAGGGCACAGGAGACGGGAAGAUUUCUCGGGGAGGUGGAUGGUGCUCUCAUGACCCAGCUGCUCAGCAUGGGGGCGUUCAGCCAAGUGACCAUGUAUGACUACCAGGCCAUGUGCAAAGCCCUGGAUCCCCACCACAGCUCUGCCCAGCCCCUGGUCAGCCCAAUCUCAGCCCUCCUGACGGCGACCAGGUGGCUGGUGAAGGAGCUCUUACUGUUCCUGCUGGAAUGGAGUGCCUGGGGCUCCUGGCAUAACAGAGGGGGUGAUGCCAAAGCUGUCUUCCAUCACUCCCACAAGCACAAGAAGCAGGACCUGCUGCACCCCUGCGACACUGAGUACCCCGUGUUUGUGCACCAGACCGCCGUCCAGGAGACCAACGGGGUCAUCGCAUGCGGGACCUGCCAGAAGAUGUUUGUGAUGCAGCAGAUUCCCAGCAGCAACCUCCUCUUGUUGGUGACAGACCCCACCUGUGACUGCGGUGCCUUCCCGCCAGUCCUGCAAGAGGCCACGGAAGUCAAAUAUAAUGCCUCAGUCAAGUGUGACAGGAUGCGCUCCCAGAAGCCCCGCCGGCGACCGGAUUCCUGCCAUGCCUUCCACCCGGAGGAGAAUGCCCAGGACUGUGGUGGCGCCUCUGACACCUCGGCCUCGCUCCUCCUGCUCCUACUGCCUCUGGGUGCCUGCAUGCUUCUGCCUUAGCUUCUGCGGUAGCACAGCCCACUCUGACCCCACAGUGGAAGGGGCGUCUUCCAGAGACAUUCUGGAAAGUCAGCAGCUGACGGGGAGCUGGCUCACUGCGGUCAGGUUGGCUUCCAGGCCCAAACCUCAUCUCAAUCCUGAACUAAUGGUCCCUGCUGGAGGGGCCACUGAGUGCCCUUCAGAAGGAGGAAGACUGCUGGAAGGAACAAAAACACCAACAUCCCAGAAGUCAUGUCCCUAAGAGCCUCCAGGGUGCCCGGUUCCAUUCACCGCAAGACUCCACAGGCAUCCUCCUCUAUCUCCCCGUCUCCUGUUUAGGAGUCUGCACAAGCUCAACACCAACCAAGACAAAAAAAUUUAAUUCACCUUUCUCCACAUCAGAACCCAUUAAAGGAGAGAGUGAGCUGUCACUAAUGAACCAGGCUGGUCUUCAGCAGAACAGAAGGAUGUAGAGGUGCAAAGGAGGAGAAUAAAGCUAAGGGCAAAGGAGACUGGGGCGAAAACAUGUCCUGCCUAAAACAUAGGGGGGUGGCCACUGUGUGUGUGUGCGCGCGUGAGAGAGACAGAGACAGAAUCAAGGGAGCAAAUAGUAAAAGGACAAGAAUAGGAUAGAAUAGGAAUAGGUAUUAAGCCCAGAUUGUUACUGAAGAGCCUUCUGAAAAAUUUUUUACAAAGCCUCACUUAAAGGUAAACGAUCAUCUAAUCAACAGCCAGCAGGUGGAUCUCUUCAGGUGCUGCACGGGACCACGGUGCACCCAGGGGAGGUAGCAGGGGCAGCAGCCGCCAAGCCUUGAGACCGGGUAGAGGCAGGGCAUCCUCCAUGGCGACACAGCGAGGGGGAUCUGAACACUGACUACAGCUAGAACUUUGAGGAACAUUGCCGCGUACGAAGUGGAGUGCAUAGUGAAGGCAGCUGUACCUGGAGACCACACACACACACACACACACACACACACACACACACACACACCUCUCCCAGGGUCCCAGUUUCUGGUUUCUCUCCCUUCAAACCUGGAUCUCAAGAUGUAGCAGACUCACUCCACUGUGACAGCAAAGGGCAGAAUCAUGUAAAACUUCCAGGGUGGCCUCCAAUCUUUGAGUUUAGGCAGCCCAGCCCAUGAUAGGCAUGACCUGUGAGGGCCUUCAGGAACCCUUCCCCACUUUCCAGCCCCCGGCCUCCACAUGAGAAGUACUAGUUGUCCAAGUUCCACACAGAACACAGCCCUCAUUUCCCUCUACAGUGGGCUGACCCUAUACAACGCAUUUAUUGUAAUAUCUGAAAGUGCCUUACAUCAUAGAUGUUCACCGAGUGUUACUGUCGUUUAAACCUCAGAACAAUCCUGUGAGGUAGAGAUUAAUCCCCCUACAUGGCUGAAGAGACUGACACGUGGAGAAGUUCACAUGCAAAGGAAAGUAACAUGCAUUAAUUAGCAUGUUAAAUACUAGCUCAUUCAACCCUCACAACCCUCUGGGGCCUAGACCAUGACUUCUCCCCAUUUUAGAGAUGAGGAAACUGAAGCUUAAGAGUUGAAAACUGGCUCAAAAUUGUUGCAAGAUUAUUGUGAAGACUGAAUGUAAUAUAUUUAUACAAGGAGCCUAGAACUGCCUAGCAUACAGUAUGAAACACGUUACUAUUAUAGUACCUUGUUCUGUGGAGGUGGAGACAAAGAAAUGAGAGCCUUGAGUCGGAUGGGUUAGGGAGCCGCAGGAGCCCUUUCUCCAGCCAGCUCAGCCAAGCGGCUGUUUCCCCUUCUGUCCGAUGGCCGGGGCAGGAUGCGUGUCCUGGUUCCUGCUCCAGCCCCUCCUCACUGGGGCACACUGUCACCCAUCUCUGGCAUUAAUAAACGUUCUUACCUCCAAUA